Messenger RNA from Carassius gibelio (silver crucian carp), 2190 nucleotides. RefSeq names its product leucine-rich repeat neuronal protein 4-like. Lineage: Eukaryota; Metazoa; Chordata; Actinopteri; Cypriniformes; Cyprinidae. The transcript has 2 exons. The coding region runs from base 430 to 1161 and encodes 243 amino acids. The record is from RefSeq and is a predicted model, not a curated record. Gene Ontology annotation, molecular function: protein binding.
UAUUAUUGUCUUAGUUUUAGUCAACUAUAACCCUGCCAUGCGUGCACGUACAGGACGGGACACCCAGAUGAGUUCCAGCAUGUCUCCUGGUGCUCCUGCUGAGAUUAACAUGCAGAGCACAGAACUCACCGGGACUCACAAACAAACUUGAAAGGAGCUGAAAGAGAGACGUGGGGGGAAUCCUGGAGUGAAAAUCAAUGCAGCAAGACGGAGAUGUUGCAAGCCAAAAAGAGUGAAACAGAAGGUUGGGAGGCCGGCAGACGGGUGAGGGGGUGUACAGAGGGAGGGACUUCAGUGGCAAGAAAAAAGGGAAGGCGACAGUGAAGAAUGCAUUAGACUGAGAGGAAAUAAACCAGAAGCCUGCUGGAGAGAAGAUCUCAUUCAAGACUUGAGCAGAAACCAUUCAGACUGCUUUCAAACAGGCUCAAGAUGUUGCUGGUGUCACCCGUCAUGUUUUUCCUCCUCCUCUGUGUGAUGGAGUCCGUCUACACCACAUCUGUCAGUCCGUCACUGCAUCAGCCUCCUCUCACACGUGUUCGCAUUAUCGAAGUCGAGGAUGACUAUGAUGAAGAAAGUUCAAAGACGACGCUGUCGCCCCAGUCGCCAGGGGUCACGACCUCUCGUGUGAUCCGUCGACCUUGUGAUUACGACCCCUGUGCAGUCCAGCUCACCCCUUGUGAAAAGGUUUCAGCCCAGAUUGGCUGCCUCUGUCCUGGGUUGACGGGGCCGGAGAAGAGACCCGAGGCUCCUAAGCUCCAGGAGGUGAAGCUGGACGGAUCCGGCGAAGUGUUUGUGCAUUGGUGUGCUCCUCGCUCCACCGUCACCUAUUAUGAAGUCACACUGAAAGAUGCAAACAAGCAGCUGGUUUUUGGUGAAUAUUUAAGAAAUGGUGCCGUACCCGGGCUGAAAGUCGGGGAGACGGUGUGUGUGGCGGCUGGGAAUGCAGUGGGACUCAGCGAGACGUCGUGUGCACGGUAUGAGCCACCGCAACCUGACCAGGUGGCUCUGAGCGCAGGGAUCAUCGCAGGGAGCGUCGGCUUCCUGCUGCUGCUUUCAGCGCUCGUCGUUAUACUGUGGAGACGAAGGACGUGUCGAAAAGGCAGGAUGGGAGACGCCGAGGGCCUUGGAAAUCCUUCAUACACCAAUGAUGGACCGCUUUGAUGGUAAAAACAAAUGCAUGAAGAAUGAAACAAGCUGCAAAGAGACUGAGUUUUGAACAAGUGCGCUAUUGGUCAAAAGACUGAAAUAAUACAGAUUUUUUUAUGUUUUGGAAAAAAAAUAUCUUCUGCUCACCAAGGCUGCAUUUGUUUGAUCUAAAAUGCAGCAAAAAAAAAUAUUUAAAAAAAAUAUUACAAUUUUAAAUAAUUUUCUAUUUAAAUAUAUUGUAAAAUGUCAUUUAUUCCUUUGAUGUAAAGCCACAUUUUCAGCAUCAUUACUUCAGUCUCCAGUGUCACAUGAUUCUUCAGAAAUCAUUAUAAUAUGCUGAUUUGCUGCUCAAGAAACAUUUCUGAUUAUCAUCAAUGUUGAAACCAGUUGUGCUGCUUCAUAUUUAUGUGGAAACCAUGAUACAUUAGAUUUCAUAUAUAUAUAUAUAUAUAUAUAUAUAUAUAUAUAUAUAUAUAUAUAUAUAUAUAUAUAUAUAUAUAUAUAGAAUAGAAAAUCUAAAUUAUUCCAAACUUUUGACCUGCGUGCAGUGUAUAUAGUGUUAUUGUGCACCUGACUGAAAAUAAUGCCCUCUGUUUUAGGUUCACUACUAAACUGCUGUGUUUGGUUCUGAAUGAUUUUUAUCAUGAGAUUGUGAGUGGUUUGAAUGUUUAAAGUCAGCAUGGAAUCAGAUUUGUUUACUUCCAUAAUUCAUAUUAGUGCUCUUAAUGUGAACGAUUAAUUAGUGCAAAUUAGUCCAACAAAAAUAAUAUUUGCAUCUGCAAAUCUCUCAUCUCAUCAGUCCCUGAUGGACAAAAUCAUUCCUGUGGUUCAUUUAAUUAUUUGCACAUUAAAUUAUUAAAGCAGCAUGUGUUUUUGGUAAUUUUAUGCUGACUUUAGCACUACUAACGGCUCUAGGAAGCCUGGAGCUUCAUUAAGCUAGACAGGGUUUUACGAGGUGUCUGUUGUACAGCUACUUAGAGUAUGUGUAACUAUUAUUUUAAAAAUGAUUGAUAAUGUCUUAACAAUAAAGAUGCAUUUACUUGA